CGCGGUACCACCGCCCCCAAACGGUGCCGCUACUUUUUUCUCCGAUCAGCCAGACCUUCACUACAUCUAUAUCCGCCCGAACCAUAACCAACGCAUAUUAUUCAAUGAGAUGAGAAGCAAUCUGAUUGUCUUUGUCACGCGAAUCCUGCUGAGCGGAUUUCUCUUUAAGCCGUCGCCCUGUCGCUAAUUUUACUUAUGGUCUAUUCUACUGGAGCGGACUAUUUUUGAUUCCACCACCGGCUAUUCUUCCCCUCUCUAGACCGGACGGACCCAGAAAAGACGGAAAGAAAAGAAAAGAAAAAAAAGGGGAUUAUGGCACCCUCCAAGAAAACUGAAACCCCCACAGAUGCGGAUGGAUCCUCGCUCACCGUCACGUCAGACUUUAGAAUAAACGCCGAUGACUCGCGCCAUUACUGGCAGGGGAUUGACGCGAAUGACAAUGGCAUGCUUGGUGGCUACGGCCAUGUCUCUAGAAUAGACCUUCGCGGUUCCAGGAGCUUCCUGGCCAAGUUGGGGUUCGGGCGCAAGAAUGGCGUCAAGGCUAUAAGGCGAGUUUUGGAGGGUGGUGCUGGUAUCGGUCGCAUCACGUGCGGCCUUCUCCUGGAUCUUGCAGAGACUGUCGACAUCGUCGAACCAAUAUCCAAGUUCACCGACGCCCUGGCUGGGCAUGACGGCGUCGGGAGAAUCUUCAACAUGGGGCUUGAGGAGUGGCGUCCCAACCAAGCAGGCGAGGUCAGCUACGAUGUGAUUUGGAACCAAUGGUGCCUGGGGCAUCUGACGGACAUACAGCUCGAGGAAUAUCUUCUACGGUGUAAGUCCACGCUGAGCGUCGGUGAGGAUGGGAAGGUUACAGGCGUCAUUGUCGUCAAGGAAAAUAUCACGACUGGGGAGGAUCAGUUUGAUGAGAUUGAUAGUAGCGUGACAAGGACAGAAGAAACAUUCAGGCGCAUAUUUGAGAAGACUGGGCUUCGUGUUAUCAAAUCUGAGCUGCAGCAUGGGCUGCCCAGCGAGCUGUUCCCUGUGCGAAUGUUUGCGCUUAGACCGAAAUAAAAUAUGGUAUGCGAUGAUGAAACCGGAAGCACGGGACUCAGAUCAUCCCAAGAGAAAACCAGGCCCUUCUUUGCGCGAGGCAUCGGUAGUCGUAUACAGCAGCGUGUGUAUCACGUAUAUUACUCACAUCCCUCAGGUACACAUAACGAGUCACAUAUCAUAGUGUACCUAGUGUGUUCAAUAUGCAGGGCAUCGAAUUCAGGGU
This is a messenger RNA of Xylaria bambusicola, 1255 nucleotides long. RefSeq names its product alpha-N-methyltransferase NTM1. Gene Ontology annotation, biological process: N-terminal protein amino acid methylation. Gene Ontology annotation, molecular function: N-terminal protein N-methyltransferase activity. Gene Ontology annotation, cellular component: cytoplasm. The record is from RefSeq and is a predicted model, not a curated record. Bases 313 to 1050 code for a protein of 245 amino acids. The transcript is spliced from 4 exons. NCBI's taxonomy places the organism in Eukaryota, Fungi, Ascomycota, Sordariomycetes, Xylariales, Xylariaceae.